This is a messenger RNA of Laccaria bicolor S238N-H82, 1560 nucleotides long. RefSeq lists its product as uncharacterized. Gene Ontology annotation, molecular function: histone binding; nucleosome binding. The coding region runs from base 1 to 1560 and encodes 519 amino acids. The transcript has a single exon. NCBI's taxonomy places the organism in Eukaryota, Fungi, Basidiomycota, Agaricomycetes, Agaricales, Hydnangiaceae. The record is from RefSeq and is a predicted model, not a curated record.
AUGGCGUCUGAAACGGAGUACCUCCGUGCCAUUUUACCUAGUCUUCCUACAGGAAUUGCUGCGAAAUUGCGCAGCUUAUGUGCUACGCCAGCCACUGAGUCCGCCCUGGAAAAUCUGGUUCGGUUCAUCUGUGGAGCCCAGCAUUCGCCGGAGGCGCCAAAAGAAUUUCAUGGGGAGUGGUUUGAAAAGCAGUUGACUACAAGAAAUCUUCUGAAAGGGAUGAACUGGGGCUCAAAUUCUUCUGAGAACAAACGGCCAAGGGAUGAUGGCGCAGAGAAUCAGUCCGAAUCAUCUAAAAAACCGCGAAUAUCGCCAGCACCAGUCGCGACAGAUGGAAACCCCAUAUACACCCUCCAUUCUAUAUCCACCACCUCUCCCAUUCGGAAAAAAGUUGAUAUCACUAUUUGCGAAAAUUCAAUCACCUUCACCAACCCUUCAACACGCGCCUCGGAAGGAUCGGUCCCUCGUGCGUCUAUACGUCGUGCUUUCCUCGUUCCGACGAGGGGAAAGUCGAAACCACACUGGACUGUGAUACUGCUUUCAUCUGAUACCCCAGAUCGUGGAAAACCCGCAAACCCAGCAACACCUGAAAACCCUCAGAUCAUAUUCGGCCUUGACGCGACAAGCACGCCACCUUUCACUGUAACUACCUACAAAUCCGGUUCUGAACCUACUCCCGAGGUCUCCCCCAAAGGCAGUACAACACUACCCUUCAUCCACGCCUUCUUUACCCAUCUCGGGAUAGCACUUUUUGAACCGACCGUGGACGUGUUCAAGAGCGCUUGUGUUGGGAUAGGAAACAAUGUUAUGGCGGGCAACAUACCUGGCGUUGAAGCCUAUCGCGCAGCCAAAUCCGGGAGUUUGUGGUUUACGAAAGAAGGCAUUCUCUGGGGAGAGAGCAAACCAUGCGAAUUCUGGCCUGUUGGGAGCCUCAUUAGCAAGAGCGAGGGCGUGCGGAUCAUAGGCGGUAGCGGGAGGACAUGCUCUGUCGUUUUGACCAGGAAGACAGAAAGUGGGAGUACCGGCGGGGAUGACGAAGAUAUGGGUGAAGAGACUGAGUUUGGCAUGGUCGACGCUCGGGAGCAAGAGGGCAUUGAUCGGUGGGUGAAAAAGUAUCGUCAUCUCUUUGGGAAAACGGAAGGUCAAUCUACGGAUGAAGCCGUGGAUGUGGAAUCGAAGCAGCCGAAAAAAGUACAGCAGUUUGGGCCAGUGACAAUCAAUCAGCUUGCGGCCGCAGAUGAUGACGAUGACGAUGACGACGAUUUUGCUGUGGACUCUGAUUCUGAGUCAGACGGUGGAUCUGCUUCUCCAUCUUCGGAAGACGAUGAAGCUGGGGGAAGUGACGGGAGUGAUGAGGAAGAGGGCUGCGAGGAUGGUGAAGGCAGCGAUGAAGAAGGGGAAGAAGAAGAGCUCAAACCCGAGCAUCACCCUCUCCUGCGACCAGGUGCAAUGCCGAAGAUGUCCCGUGCUGCCAUGGACAUGGUGGUUGGAAUGGUCGAGGAUGAUAUGAUGGGCGGUGGGAGUGGCGAGGAGGACGAGGAAGAUGAACUAGACGAUUAA